CAAAAAUCAUCCCCAAAAAUCCAUUCUCUUUUUCUCCUCAAAACACACACACGCAUUUUAUUUUCUGCCAAUGCCUAUUCUGAUAAUCACCAAAAACAGUCUAAUCAAUACAAAAAUAUAGAACUAUAUAUAUAUGACUGAUGGAGGCCUUUAAUUUUGACGGUGAUUCCGGCAAAUCCAACAGUUUUCCGGCGAUAUUUUGCGGCGUCGGUCAAAUAAAAAAGCUGUUCCGCAUUGCCGAGAUCUUAACCGUACUGAUCCUGCUGACGUGGACCUCAUCUCGCCUUCCGUUCGCCGUCAGGAUCUCCGGCGAGUAUCUCCGGUGGCUCGUGAACAUCGUCGUCAGCCAUCUCUUCAUCUUCUUCCUCAGCAAUGCCAUCGUCCUGAUCCUCUUUUACAAAUCGCGCAGCCUCUUCCUGCACCACGGAUUUCACGAUCAUCGCGAAAUCGAAGUCGAUUUCUGCCAGGAUUUCAUCACCAGCGGCGCCUAUUUCGCCGGAUCGGAGGAGAUCGCGUACGAGGACAAGCAGACGAUUUUGGAGGUCACUAGAGUUAGGGCUCACCGGAGGAGCCGAUCGGCGAAUUUCAGGAGAGAGAAAAGCGGUGGUAAUUGCGAGAGGCAGCUGCGGCGGUCGGAAACGGAAUUGCGAAGGAGAGUGGAGGAGAAGAAGAAGGCGGCGGCCGCGGCGGAGGUGGUGGAUGAAUUGAGUAAUGAGGAUUUUCAGAGAGCGAUUGAAGAAUUUAUAGCUAAGCAGAUUAAGUUUCAUCAAGAGGAGAAACUCACUAUCGUGCUUCAUGAAUGCAACUGAUCUAAGUAGUAAUUUACAAGUUAAUUAUCUUAUUUUCCCCUUAA
Molecule: messenger RNA, 853 nt
Organism: Salvia hispanica
Lineage: Eukaryota; Viridiplantae; Streptophyta; Magnoliopsida; Lamiales; Lamiaceae
Product: tRNA-methyltransferase non-catalytic subunit trm6MTase subunit
Source: RefSeq, a predicted model, not a curated record